AUGGUAAACCCUCGGUUACUGAAAGUGGAGAAAUGGUUCGGAUCAAAGAAAGAGCUUGCUGCUGUAAGAACUGUUUGCUCUCACGUGGAGAACAUGAUUAAAGGUGUGACAAGGGGAUUCCAGUACAAAAUGCGUGCUGUGUAUGCUCACUUCCCCAUUAACUGUGUAACCACUGAAGGCAACACUUUGAUUGAGAUACGUAACUUCCUUGGCGAGAAGUACAUUAGAAGGGUAAAAAUGGCACCUGGUGUUACAGUCGUCAAUUCGACCAAGCAGAAGGAUGAGCUGAUCAUUGAAGGCAACUCAAUUGAAGAUGUCUCCAGCUCAGCAGCACUAAUACAACAGUCCACCAUGGUCAAAAACAAGGACAUCAGAAAGUUCUUGGAUGGUCUAUAUGUAUCUGAAAAGGGUACUGUGUUGGCAGAAGAGGCAUAA
This is a messenger RNA of Parnassius apollo (apollo), 435 nucleotides long. Lineage: Eukaryota; Metazoa; Arthropoda; Insecta; Lepidoptera; Papilionidae. The record is from the annotation of a GenBank genome assembly.